Messenger RNA from Serendipita indica DSM 11827, 990 nucleotides. Lineage: Eukaryota; Fungi; Basidiomycota; Agaricomycetes; Sebacinales; Serendipitaceae. The record is from the annotation of a GenBank genome assembly.
AUGCUACGACUGCUCAUCUUGAACCUUUCGUCUAUUUUGCCAGUCAUCUACGCACAUAAAGUGCACGUCGGAAACAAACCUCAAGUACGAGUCACGACAGCUCUCGUCAACUUUCAUGCUCGCAUCAUGGAUCAAUGGGGAGAUGGAGGCGGCAAGACAUGGACGAUCGCCAAUGAUUCCUACCAUCCUUUUGCUCAUCGCCAAUUUGGGGGAGGCAAGCGGCGAGAGAUUAGAGGAACCAACAUGUUUGGAAGUGGGUAUCCAUAUGGAGCGUGGAAUACGACGAGCAUUGCACGCCGUUCAUUUCCGUUUGGCGUGUGGCCUCUGUACUGGGAAGACGACUUUAUGGAUUCAAGUGAAGUCGGUGCUCAGUUGGAUACCAUUCGUCCUGGAGGACAUAUCUCGAUCGUUCCAUUAAGAACGACAAAGGAAAACUUUACUAUCUCGCAGGACGAGGUAUACUACGCGGUUGGAGAUUCACAGUCUCUCAUCUCGAUCCUCAUCUCGUACGUGACCUGGUGUCACGCGAGCCUAGCAUGGCCAACACGUUUCGACCCCACAUCCCCAAAUGCUACGGUCAAGUUGGAGAACGUCUUGCAGUACUACCGCGCGAGUAGCUUUGCACUUGCGUCGCCUGCAUACAGCAAUCCCAACAGUCGGAACGCAUCCUAUCAGCCAACGGGAGAAUGGAUCCCGGAAAAGAUCAAGAAUUCGCCAUUCUGGAAAUGCCUGGACUCGACGACGGCGAGUGCAUUGCCAAUUAUGAACCCACCACCAAAGGAGCCUGGACACAAAAUUUUGGCUAGGCUUGCGGCCCCGCUCUGGUGGGCUCUUCUUGGAGGAGCAGGGAUUGUAUUAUGCAUCAUUGCCUUCAUUUGUUGGUUAAUCAGGUACUACGCAUGGAACUGGCGAGGGAUUUUGGAGGAGAAGGAGCGGCAAAGGAUGAAACUUCGAGACGAAACAUUGUUUCAAUAUGAACAAUUUCCAUAG